UAAAAUAUUUCAUUUUAAUCCCUGAUAGGAAAUUGAGUUUUUAAAUACAAUUUAAGAUAAUAAUGAUACAUCUGUAUAAAAUACCUUAUACUUUUUAUGUGUACUUUUUCUCUUAAUUUGUAUUUAGCUUUGCAUUGUUAUCAUGUCAUGGGAGAAAGCUGGAAGUUACCAAAUAUGGUUGAAAACAUGUCAAUAUGUGCAAAGUACGGUACAGAUGAUUCCGAACCGGGAUUAUUUAUUGACAUUAUUUUCAUCAUGUAUUUUGCCAGAAUGUGGCAUAUCCUCCAAAGUAGAAAGUUAUAUUAAUUGCAUGUUAAUUGCAUAUUGCUGCUGCAUGCCAAAUGUGUCUGUUAAAAUGCAUCCAUUUAAAAGAAGAGUAAUUAUGAUUUAACCACUUCUAAAAUUAGAAAUGCUCUCGUUCGGAACAACUCAUAACUUAUUUGACGUCCUUCACAUUGUGUGUAUGUGUAGGAUGUACUUUUUUGCUGAGCAUUACCUCUAACAGUUGACUUUUCACAACAGCCUCCCUAUUUGUUGUCUUUUUUUUUUUACGUAACGUCACGUCGGCCAAUCUCGGAUUUCCCAGCAGAGCCCGCCUCCUCUACAGGAUGCGCCAUAUUUGGCAAAUGACGUACUGGGGAUCCCAGAGAGGAAUCUUCCAUUCUCUGCGAGCGCGAGGUAAGCUAAUGAUAACUAUCGGCGGUUUAUAACAUAAUUCUGCUUACAUUUGCUUUAAAUGUCAUUUUUUGUGUUUAAAGCGUUUUUAAUUGGGAUGAGGUGUGCUAGAGUCGCUAUUUCUUCCGGGUGUGUGUCGCUCGCUACCCAGUGUCUCCCCCCCGUCCUGUCGACGUCAUUCGGCCGGCCCAUUCCCAGCCUAUAAAAGCAGUGCGAGCUGUCAUUAUCGCCAGUUUAUUUUCUACUUGCUCGACGACGGAGGAUAACAACACACUUUGGAACUUCCUCACAAGCCUGCGGAAGGGAUCUCCUAACUUGUUUUGUUAAACAAAAGACAACCUUCGCUUCUGUAGAGUUUGUUUGGCUCUUAUUUUUCUGCUGCAGCGAUGAUGUUCAACGCUUUCAACCCGGAGUGCGACUCCUCUUCCCGGUGCAGCACCGCGUCUCCUGCCGGUGAUAACGUGGGCUACUACCCAUCACCUGCCGGAUCUUACUCCAGCAUGGGGUCCCCACAGUCUCAGGAUUUCACCGACCUGACAGCCACAAGUGCCUCCUUCAUCCCCACGGUCACAGCCAUCUCCACCAGCCCAGACCUUCAGUGGAUGGUCCAGCCUCUCGUCUCCUCUGUGGCCCCCUCACACAGAGCUCACCCCUACGGCUCAAGACCCAGCCCUGCCUACCCUAGAGGGGCCAUGAAGGCUGCUUCAUCCCGGCCUCAGGCCACCACCAAGAGGGGCAAAGUGGAACAGAUUUCACAAGAAGAGGAGGAGAAGAGGAGAAUCCGCAGAGAGAGAAACAAGCAGGCGGCCGCUAAAUGCCGCAACAGGAGGCGAGAGCUGACAGACACUCUCCAAGCUGAAACUGAUCAGCUCGAAGAGGAGAAGUCCAGCCUGCAGAAUGACAUUGCAAACCUUUUGAAGGAGAAGGAGAGGCUGGAGUUCAUCCUGGCGGCCCACCAGCCCGUCUGCAAAGUCCCAGCUGAGUUGGACACAGACUUUCCGGUGGCGUCCAUCUCUCCUGCCCACUCCUGCAUCUCCACUGGGAGCCCCCAGCCAAGCACGACAUCCAUCUUCUCCAGCAACACCACCACCACCAGCACCAACAUGGUGAAGAUGACCGACUUGGACGCCUCAGCCGUGCUGGAGGAAUCCCUGGAUCUCCUCGCCAAGACUGAGCUGGAGAGGUCGGCGAGGUCAGUCCCUGAGGUGGACCUGUCCAGCUCGCUGUGCACCGCCCAGGACUGGGAGGCGCUGCACCCGUCUGUGAGCAGCAGCGACUUCGAGCCCCUGUGCACACCUGUGGUGACCUGCACCCCGGCGUGCACCACCUUCACGUCCUCCUUCAUGUUCACCUUCCCAGAGGCGGACACCUUCCCCACGUGCGGCGUGGCCCACAGGAGGGGCAGCAGCAGCAACGAGCAGUCGUCCGAUUCGCUCAGCUCGCCAACGCUGCUGGCCCUUUAAGAGACUCUUCAUGAAUGAACUCUUCCAAUGGAGCACACAGAUCACAGGGCUAUGGGAUGUAUCAGGAAGACUUUUGUAUACCUUGACACCAUUGUAGCAAGCAUGUUUCAGCUAACACCACCAAGUCAUCUAUCAGUUCUCAUGAUUUAACGGUGCUACAUUAGUGUUUGUCUUAUUUAGAGCAAUAGUUUUGAUUUUGCGGCGUGAAAUGAGAUGCUUGUGAAAACUUAACCAUUGGUCCAGGUGGUCUAUUUUCUCUUACUUGUAUGAAGUUUUCUGUGAAAACAUCGGUCUUCUUAUUAAUUUAUGAGAUUUACAUUUAUUUUUUUACAGAGCAAAAGAGUGAAUGUUGAAUGUUUGUAAGAUAUGUGUAAAUAAAAUGUUAGUGAUAUUUC
Dunckerocampus dactyliophorus (ringed pipefish) is the source of this 2533-nucleotide messenger RNA. RefSeq names its product v-fos FBJ murine osteosarcoma viral oncogene homolog Ab (gene fosab). The coding region runs from base 1062 to 2138 and encodes 358 amino acids. Gene Ontology annotation, cellular component: nucleus. The record is from RefSeq and is a predicted model, not a curated record. Lineage: Eukaryota; Metazoa; Chordata; Actinopteri; Syngnathiformes; Syngnathidae. Gene Ontology annotation, biological process: regulation of transcription by RNA polymerase II. The transcript has 4 exons. Gene Ontology annotation, molecular function: RNA polymerase II cis-regulatory region sequence-specific DNA binding; DNA-binding transcription factor activity, RNA polymerase II-specific.